Messenger RNA from Clupea harengus (Atlantic herring), 1288 nucleotides. It is a transcript of the gene tmco1, whose product is annotated as transmembrane and coiled-coil domains 1. Gene Ontology annotation, molecular function: calcium channel activity. The record is from RefSeq and is a predicted model, not a curated record. Gene Ontology annotation, cellular component: cytoplasm; endoplasmic reticulum; endoplasmic reticulum membrane. Gene Ontology annotation, biological process: endoplasmic reticulum calcium ion homeostasis. NCBI's taxonomy places the organism in Eukaryota, Metazoa, Chordata, Actinopteri, Clupeiformes, Clupeidae.
CACGUCUAAAACGUCACUAAGCUUGACUUAUAUGCUGACGCUGACUAUCAGCCUUUCAAAUUUUCUCGCAUUCAUGAUAUAAUAUUUGUGCUUAUAUAUGUAUUGACACAUCCAUUAUAUCUCAAGAUGAGUACUAUGUUCGCAGACACAAUUCUUAUUGUGUUCAUUUCGGUUUGCACGGCGCUGUUAGCCGAGGGUAUCACUUGGGUGUUGGUGUAUCGAACAGACAAGUACAAGCGAUUGAAGGCGGAGGUUGAAAAACAGAGCAAGAAAUUGGAAAAGAAGAAGGAAACCAUCACAGAGUCUGCCGGACGUCAGCAGAAGAAAAAAAUAGAGAGACAAGAGGAGAAACUGAAGAACAACAACCGAGAUCUGUCCAUGGUGCGGAUGAAGUCCAUGUUUGCUAUAGGUUUUUGCUUCACGGCUUUGAUGGGAAUGUUCAACUCUAUCUUUGAUGGGCGAGUUGUGGCCAAGCUUCCCUUUACACCACUGUCCUACAUCCAAGGCCUCUCUCAUCGUAAUCUACUGGGAGAAGACUUCACAGACUGCUCCUUCAUCUUCCUGUAUAUUCUAUGCACCAUGUCCAUUCGACAGAACAUCCAGAAGAUGCUGGGCCUUGCUCCAUCUCGUGCUGCCACCAAACAGGCCGGAGGAUUCCUGGGGCCCCCCCCUCAGGCUGCCAAGUUCUCUUGAAGGGUUUCCCAGGGGAAGUGAGGCCUUAUGUUCAGCGGACCCACCAGACCUUGAGGUUGGGAGGGAGCUCUGCCGGUCUCCUCUUGGUUCAGAAACUGUAGAGCCCUCCUAAAGAAUUGGGGGUUGUGACUUGAGCAGGUGUGUUCAGAUUGGGCAGCUAUUUCCACCUCCAUACCACACUUUUGAAAGUUUUUUUUCUUGUCUUUUCUAGAUUUGAUUUGAUUUAACCUCUGCACAUUUAUGUGUAUAAUUUAUACAAAAACCUAUGAUUUUAAUUUAAAGUACCAGUCUAAAGUAGUUGCUCUUUGAAAUCCCUUGGUGUUUGCAAAGCCUGUGUGCCUGUCCCUGUCCAUGGUAUACAGGAGACACUUUCAUCAGUAUGCAUAAGGUCUUUGACAAACCAGUGAGAAUUUUGUCAUAUGUGAUUGUUUAUAGAAGUAGAAUAAAGGCCACCUGACCACAUUUUGGUGACAUUUCUGUGUUUUUCUCUAACAGCAGACAUACCCACUGGGACAAAUUAUGUUUUGAAUAUCUAAUGUGAAAUUAUUAAAAAUAAUGUGUAAUCUAAUGUGUUUAUUAAAAAUACCCAAACAUU